GCGCAACGGAACAUUGAGAGGAAGAUGGAGUUCUGGGGCACGCUGCAGAAGACGCUGGGUGGAGGCGCGGUCCCGGCGGACUCGGAUGCUUACGUGAACAAGUUCUUUGACAACACGGUCGUGGAACCGUCGUGGGCGAUGGACGUAUGGCCCGACAAGUUGAAACAGUUUGUCACGACUCAACUCACAGAUGGCCGCCGCAUCGCCCUCGUGACAUGCGGAUCCGCGACGGUGCCGCUACCAGGCGACAGCGUGAUGGAUGCCGUGUCGUUUGGAGAUCGCGGUGCCGCUAGUGCGGAACACUUUCUCCGCGCGGGGUACGCCGUGAUCUUUCUCCAUCGAGAAGGAUCCCUAGCUCCGUUUUCGCGGCACUUUCAAUUAUACAUUCGAGACAACCGGUUCUUGUCCAUGUUACGCGUCGACGCUGCCGACAACUCACUGCACGUUGAUCCUCCCGAAGACGCCGACGACACCGAAAGUCUCAUUCCCGACCUCUCGACACUCCUCGCCGAAGCCAACGAGACCAAGUCGCGACUCAUGCACAUCACGUUCACGACGGUUCAGCAGUACUUGUUUUACCUCCGCAUGGCAACGACAGCCCUCGACUCUGCGGCGUCUCGCGGGCUUAUUCUCCUGUCUGCGUCUAUCUUAGACUACUACGUGCCAUCUGUCCCGAGUACUACCGCCGUUGGCGGUGUUUCCACGAGCACCACAACGUCUCCUCCGCCUGCACCGACCGACUCGUCCAAGAAGGAAUCCGCGAUGACACUCAACCUUGUGCGUAUUCCCAACCUGAUUGCAAAGAUUCGACGGGAGUACGCGCCGAAAGCGUGUCUGGUGACGCUCAAGUCGGUUGCGGACAAAGGACGCAUGCAGUCGGCAGCAUUUCGCGCGAUCGAACGGUGGGGCGUCGACAUCGUUGUCGCCGAUUCUCCGAUGCUGCCCAACGAGUUGGCGCUCAUUUCGGCGCAAGAAGAAUUUGUCGUGAGCCCGCACGACGGCGGCGUCGAGCUCGAGGUCGUCUGCGCCGCGAUGUUAGUCGAAAUGCACCGCGCGUGGUCGACUCGGCGGCAGAUUCUCAAGCAAGGCAAGGCGCUUCUCCUGCUCACGGCCAAGUUCUCCAUGAUGAAGGAGAACGACACGCUGAACGAAGACGCCAUGGGUAACAAGAACGUCCCGUUCAAGCGCGGCAUUCGUAUUCGUACGGACCGGCACCGACCGUCGGCAAGCGCCACAAGUCCGAAACAGACUGGGAGCACAAGUCCAGUGUACGAACUCGACGCGAUCUUCCAGAACAAAAGCCACUGUGCCCGCGCCCACGUGUGGAAGCGCGUGGCCGAUUGCGACGACUCGGUCAAAGAGAUUAUGGUGGCAUUCAGUCCAGCUGGCAACCCCGAGACAAUUCGAAGCCUUUGGGGCGACCUGUGGAACGGAUGGGAUGAGCAUGAAAUCGCCGACUUCAAGGAGCAGAUCGGCCACGUCACACUCUCGUCGGCGCUGUAUGGGCUGGCCCAAGGAGUCACGGCCACGGUUGGAGGCGACUACUCCCAUGCGCAUGCGAUGUUGGGGUACAUUUACUCGAAGCUCGGAACGGCGUGGUCGGAAGGCGAGCAAACUCGCAUUCGACAAUCGUUUGAGAACAUGGUGGCGGUCAACUUUAACCGCGGGCUCAUGGAGAUGGAUGGAUUGAAUGAUAUUGAAGACUUGCGUCAAGCAAAGGCGAUGGCGCAGUGCCACGCGCCGCUGGAGCGGUCCAACACCAUGACGUCUCAAGAAGCGGAAUUGGUGCGGCAUAGCUCGCGCCGUCGCAGAAAAACCGAUUCGUUUGAGGUCGAUCCGUCAGAGGAGGUGGCGUGGUCCGUCGCCGCUUCAGUGCGUGUGCACAAAGCGAUCAAAGUCUACUUCGAUGACAUGGUCGAAGACGGCAUUCUCGACGCUGUGCUGCCGUACGUCAAAGCGGGCUACACGAUCGACGUCACGGGGUACUCGAUGGGGGGCAUGCUCGGCCAGUUGUUUUUGCUCAAGUUGGGCGACUUGGCAUUCCCGCAGGUCCCAGCGACGUUCAUGAAAAAGAUCCAUGGGGUUUUCUUCGGCACUCCGCGCGUCGGCGACGCCGGGUUUGCUGCCCGCAUGAAGAUCCUCUACGGCGGCGAUCAGCUCUUGAACGUGAUGCAUCCACUCGACACGGUCCAUGCUUAUCCGCCGACGUCGGAGGGGUACGCGGACGCGAUGCUCAAGGUAUUUUUGAAGGAGGACGGAAUCAACCGGCGGACGCCGUCGGCCUUUUCGGUACUGCCCGUCACACGAGCGAUGGACAAGCUGCUGGAGAAAGCUGCCAAGACCAAAGCGACCCACAGCGUGGCUCAGUACGUGAGAAAAAACGUGUGCCGUUGCAAGUGCUCCGCCAGAUUUUGUGGCGCACGUGGAGAGAAUGUUAACUCGAAGACGCUGCUCGUAGAUGCAAGUUUUGCCAUCGGACAGACCAUCAGUCGGAGCAACAUCGAUGCCGAUACUGCACGCGACGUGGCGACCACCGAGGCAGCGGCUGCCCUCACUGGAAGGAAGGUUGUGCAUUGUGCGGGAACAAGGGCCACUCGACCGGCGAGCACCGAUGUAGCGUCUGCUCGCAAUUUGGCCAUCGCGGCCGCGAGUGCCACACGCAGGGAAAUGUUGGGAUGGUGGAGCUCCUGGCGUACUUUCGCUUUCAUCACUACCUGUACUACAACUCGAACCUCAAGCAGAACGUCGAAUUCUCGUCCGAAUGAAGGCAACGUCGUCGAGUCCAUGAUGCCAUGAACAUGUAUCCACUCUAUUUAGCACUACAUGCGCCCAUAUUGUCUGUGCCGUUCGUCCUGGAAUUUGUGUCUUGCAGCUUCGUGUCGAGGGAUGCUGCGAAUGCACGUUGGGUGGCAUCGCCACUGGAGCCAUCAUGAGCUCUGUGCAGGGAAGGACGCGGGGCGCUAGAAGGACGCGUUCGCCAAGUUCCCACUUCACACUGUCAAGACGCGGAAAUGAGCGCAGCGCCGCACGAGCGGGUCCGUCGGCGAACGUCCACGACAUGCGAUCAAAUCGGUUUCACGACAUGACGGUUACACAGAUUUGGCCAAUCAUAAUGCCCGUUUACAACUCUUUUAGCCAAUCAAAGUCGUUAAACUCUCGCACUGAAUUCGCUUUUUUCGC
Messenger RNA from Aphanomyces invadans, 3180 nucleotides. RefSeq lists its product as hypothetical. The record is from RefSeq and is a predicted model, not a curated record. NCBI's taxonomy places the organism in Eukaryota, Oomycota, Saprolegniomycetes, Saprolegniales, Verrucalvaceae. The coding region runs from base 25 to 2796 and encodes 923 amino acids. The transcript has 4 exons. Gene Ontology annotation, biological process: lipid metabolic process.